AUGCAUGAACGUUUUCUCUCCAUCUCUCUUCUAUCUCCCUACUUCUCUCUACCAUUCUUCGUUGCUCUCUUUCCCUUUUCUUCACUUUCUUUUAAUUUCUCAUCCCCCUUAUUUAUCCUUCUUCAUUUAACUCUCCUUCUUUCUUUUCACCUCUUUUCUCUCUCAACCUUUGUCUUUCUCUACCCACUCUCUCCGUAUUUAUCCUUUUCUUUCCCUUCCUUAACUUUUCUUUUUUCCUCCUCCUCUCGAUUUCUUUUUUUUUUAUUUCUCAUGUUACAUCUUUUCAUUUCUCUCUCUCUCUCUCUCUCUCUCUCUCUCUCUCUCUCUCGCUUUUACGCAUACUCACAAAUACAUACGAUGUCGUUUCUUAUUUCCCCCAUCUCUCUCUCUUCCUGCCAUCACUUUCAUUCUUCCCUCUUCCUUCUUUCUCUCUUUUUCUAUCUCUUCUCCCUUUCUCUUUACUGUGCUUUCUCUUUACACUCACUUCCCUCUUUUUCUUUUCUCUUCUUUCUUCUCUUUAAUUUCACUAUCUUCUUCAUCUCUUUCUUCUCUUCCUUCUCUCUAUUUCCAUCUUUUUUAAUUCUAUAUCUCUCUCUUUCUAUCUAUACAUCUCCUAGUUACUCUUAUUUCUCUCUCCUUCUUAUUCCACAUCACCAUUUGCUUUAUUAUCCCUUCUUCUUUUCUUCCUCUUUAACUCUAUCUCAAUUAUCUUACCGCUCUCCUUCAUUUAUCUCUAUCCUCUUUAACUCUCUGCAUCAAUUUUUCUUUAUGUCUCCCUUUCGCUCUGGCACCCCAAUGUCGUCCACUAUGCUUAUCUCUGAACCGCACCCUUAUCUUCAUCUUCGUUCGAUGAAUUUCCCUUGCCAUCCCACCCAAAGCACAACUGAAAUCCAUGCUGUACUCCAUCCUAUCCGCCCCCACUUGGGCCCGGGAGCAAAAGACGCCCAACAAGUUCUCACGUUCGCUUUUCCGAUCCGAAACGCGCUCGGGACCCUUCCAUUCUGCUUUCAUCGAUCUCUUAUCAAUAAUUCAUGUCCAGCCCGCCUUGAUUCGUAG
Acanthosepion pharaonis is the source of this 1056-nucleotide messenger RNA. Lineage: Eukaryota; Metazoa; Mollusca; Cephalopoda; Sepiida; Sepiidae. The record is from the annotation of a GenBank genome assembly.